Oncorhynchus masou masou (cherry salmon) is the source of this 3520-nucleotide messenger RNA. Its product is annotated as RING finger protein 145-like. The transcript has 11 exons. Gene Ontology annotation, cellular component: endomembrane system; endoplasmic reticulum. The record is from RefSeq and is a predicted model, not a curated record. NCBI's taxonomy places the organism in Eukaryota, Metazoa, Chordata, Actinopteri, Salmoniformes, Salmonidae. The coding region runs from base 191 to 2302 and encodes 703 amino acids. Gene Ontology annotation, molecular function: zinc ion binding.
AGCCGUUACCUGGCUGAGUGAGAGGAGAGCUGACGGUUCGACUACGGAGAAAAUGUCAUCGUUUAAACCGUUCAUUUGGGAGACGCCUACUUAAAAACAUGUUUGAUAUUCGACCGGAGAAACAUCAUCAAAUUGAGUUUAACGUCGUUCUCGCAAUUCUUAGUUGGUUGUAGCGUGCCUUGUCAGGGCCAUGGCAUUGAAGGACAAGCUGGAAGCGGUGCUGAACGUGGGGCUGCGAGUCCCCAGCAUCAUGCUGCUGGAGAUACUCUACCGCUGGGAUGUCAGCUCCUUCUUCCAGAAGAUCCAGAGGAGCAGUCUCAACAACAACCCCCUCUUCCAGUACAAGUACCUGGCUCUCUACCUGCACUAUGUAGGUUACAUCCUCAGCCUGGUGCUCCUGACUCUGCCUCGUCAACACCUGGUGAAGCUCUACCUGUACGUGCUAACUGCCCUGCUGCUCUUCGCUGGACACCAGGUGUCCAGGGAUUAUGUCCGCAGUGAGCUGGACUCUGGGUACGAGGGACCGCUCUACCUGGAGCCACUGUCCAUGAACCGCUUCACUACCGCCCUCCUAGCUCAGCUGGUGGUGUGCACCCUGUGCUCCUGCGUCAUGCAGACCAAGAGGAUCUGGCUGUUCUCCGCUCACCUGCUCCCCCUGGUGGCCCGUCUCUGUCUGGUCCCCCUGGAGACCAUCGUGUUCAUCAACCGCUUCGCCAUGAUCUUCACGGGCCUCGAGGUCAUCUACUUCCUGGCCUCCAACCUGCUGGUGCCCUACAACCUGGCCAAGACCGCCUACAGGGAGCUGGUGCAGGUGGUGGAGGUGUACGGGCUGCUGGCUCUGGGGAUGUCCCUGUGGAACCAGCUGGUUCUGCCCGUCCUCUUCAUGUGCUUCUGGUUGGUUCUGUUCGCCCUGCAGAUCUACAGCUACUUCAGUAGCCGGGACCAGCCCACCUCCAGAGAGAGGCUGCUCUUCCUGUUCCUCACCAGUAUUGCAGAGUGCUGCAGCACCCCCUACUCCCUGCUGGGCCUGGUCUUCACUGUUUCCUUCGUGGCAUUGGGCGUCCUCACCCUCUGCAAGUUCUACCUGCAGGGCUACCGAGCCUUCAUGAAUGACAACACCAUGCACCGGGGGAUGACAGAGGGCAUCACGUUACUGAUCCUGGCUGUCCAGACAGGUCUGAUCGAACUGCAGGUCAUCCACCGAGCCUUCCUCCUCAGUAUCAUCCUCUUCAUCGUGGUGGCCUCCAUCCUCCAGUCCAUGCUGGAGAUAGCUGACCCCAUUGUACUGGCUCUCGGGGCGUCCCGGGACAAGAGCCUGUGGAAGCACUUCCGGGCCGUGAGUCUGUGCCUCUUCCUGCUGAUCUUCCCAGCCUAUAUGGCCUACAUGAUCUGCCAGUUCUUCCUCAUGGACUUCUGGCUCCUCAUCAUCAUCUCCUCUAGCAUCCUCACCUCACUGCAGGUGCUGGGCACCCUGCUCAUCUACAUCCUGUUCAUGGUGGAGGAAGUCCGUAAGGAGCCCGUACAGAACAUGGACGACGUCAUCUACUACGUGAACGGGACCUACCGGCUGCUGGAGUUCCUGGUGGCGCUUGUGGUGGUGGCCUACGGCGUGUCAGAGACAGUGUUCGGGGAGUGGACGGUGAUGGGCUCCACCAUCAUCUUCAUUCACUCCUACUACAACGUGUGGCUGCGCGCCCAGCUGGGCUGGCAGAGCUUCCUGCUGCGCAGAGAAGCCGUCAACAAGAUCAAGAGCCUUCCCACCGCCUCUGACCUGCAGCUGAAGAAGUACAACGACAUCUGCGCCAUCUGCUAUCAGGACAUGAAGUCUGCUGUCAUCACCCCUUGCAGCCACUUCUUCCACGCUGGCUGUCUCAAGAAGUGGCUUUAUGUACAGGAGACCUGCCCCCUCUGUCACAAACAGCUGAAGAGCCAAUCACAGCCUGCCAAUGCCACCGCAGCACCCGCCCAGGACAUUCUACCAGCCAAUCCCAACCCAGCAGAGGCUGGGCAAGGAGAGCCAGUGGCUGUUGUGGCUGAGGAGGACAAAACCGUUACUCAGAAUGGUGUUCCUGUUGAAGGGAGCCAAGCCAGCCCCUCUGCUAACCCUAACCUUGAGGGUAAGGCAGAGGAGAAUUCCCUGGGCCCCGAGCAGGCUGACACAGUGGACAGUGUGUAUUUGGAGGGCCAGGUGAAUGGUCUGUCACAGGGCUCGGGGGAGUCAUGUCUCCGGCAUCGCCAGCCCCAGCAGUCUGCCUCUUCACCUGCAGCAGCAACAUCCACAGCAUGUGGAGCUGAACUCUAGUCAGAACAGUCUGCCAGCCCCUGCUGCCUCUAAACCUCACUCCUGCAUACUACCACCUCACACACAGCUAAAGACUGAGUAACCAAGAUGGAGGUUGCUGGUUAACUGUUGGACUGACUUCCUAUUGUCACUAUCCAACACCUCCCCAUUAAUGAACUCAUCUAUUUGUUGGCCUGUUUCUUAGAUUUUGUUUUUAAACUCAUUAACAUUUCAUGGUUAUUAAUCCUAUAGGAUUGUAUGAAAUAUGAUGCAGACUUUAGUAAUGUUUGAUUCUGAGAUGCCAUACUGAACAUCAUUACAUUUCACUGUUGAGAAAUAUGCAUUGACUUCUCCCACUUGAUGACAAAAUACGUAAGUAGCCUUGUGUGAGCCAGAAACGCUCAUGGCAGCAGGUUCCUGUAGCAUGAGGCAUGUUGAUGUAUGAGUACACGCCCUGGACGGGACUCUUGUCCAGGGGUCGGCAACCCUGGUCCUGGAGGGCCGCAGGCACCUCAUGCUGGUUUUACCGGCCUGGAAGACCAGGUGUGUUGAAUUUAGUCAAUUACUGAAGUGAUCCGUUAGCUCAGUUGGUCAGGUGUGGUGCCUAGUUGGAACAACAUACUACAAAGCCCUAAUAUAAAUGUGUGUCUAUAAACAUUUAUAUUGUAUCUGAAGAGGAAUUUUGAUAUGCCUGCCAUUCAGUGUUAAAGCUGCACCCCCCCCCCAGUAUGACGUGAUCAGAGGCUUGUGUGAACACUUUAGUAACCCUCUCGGUUGAAGUGUGAAGAGAGCUGAUCACCGAUUUGAGGGAGUUACCAGCGCUGAAUUGACCUAAAACAGUAUUAUUUGUCACAAUUUUGAGAAUGAAUACAUAGUAUUAUGUAUGAUCAAACUUGUCAAAUGUUCCGUCAAUUAAUUGGUGGCCUUUGGACAUUUUCUUGAGUCUAUAUUGGGAGAAGCGGCUAAGAGGGUACAGUAUUUUACAUGCAUCAUGACAUCGACAGUUUGAAGAGGACUUUUAGCGUUUGAAAUGCGUUCCUAUUUGGAAUGGAAUGUUUCUUAUGAGAAGCCCUACAAAUUAUUAUUAUUUUAGUUUUUGUUUUGAAUACAAAGAAUGACAUGCUCUGUGAAUGCUGAUUUCCAGUCAAAUUGUUUUGGUGAGAAAUUUGCCUGGUGUUGCCUUUUUUAUUUUUACAAAACUGCUGAAUGUAGAAUUUGACAAUCUAAUUUUAACCUGUA